CUCUCUCCACCCCCCUAGCAAAGCCUGCCUCACCCCUGCCUAUUCUCCUCAGGCCAAGACUUUUAAUACAAGUUAGCUCAGAAUGCCAGCCUCUUUCGCAAUUUCAGAAACUCCUCCUCUUUGGCUUUCCUCAUCCGUUUCACGUUUAGCAAUCCCUCCUUACCAGCCUCCCCAAUACUUUUGCAGGUUCUUAGUCUGCCUCUCCUUCAGCGUCCCCGGUGGGGCUCUGGGACUCAGAAACUUAGAUCCCACAGCUCCUCUGCACGGAAGAAACCCAAACCAAAGUUACUUCGGAACAAAGACCAAAACAGCGACUCAAGGAAACCUGUGCACUCCUGGGGCGCAGCGGCACUCCCAGAAAUGUCCGGGGCCGUAGCUUGAGCAGGCUGAGAAGAAUCAGGGUGAAUUUCAAACGGUGCAGCCACCGCGUUUCCAGCCCCAGCUCCAUUUCCCAGAAGGGCCGCGGUGCCUCUUAUCUUUCCUUGGAAACUAGUUUCUCUUCCUGAGCCUUUCCCACUACUGGAUGGUAUGGCAGAUAAGGGAACGAAGCCCAUUGAACGUGUCGGAGUGGCCUUUUUCAGGAGCCACGGCCGUUAGGAUAUCGGCUCCCCGAAGCCUCCGGCGCGCCGUUGGGUGAGGACCGCAGUCGUUUGGCUGGGUCGCAGUUAGGCUUGGACAGAAAUCCUGACGUUCUGGAGCCAUCUUGCCCGCCCCAGGUAGGUCUCUGACUGCAUUGCCCAGAGGACUCCUCAGCGUAACGGGAUUCUCGCGUUAAUUCAGCCUCUAAGUCGCGCGCUGGCGGGGCCCGCGGGUCUACACCGGCAGCUGCUGCAGUUCUGCGGAGGGGCUCUGCUGCUCCCGGAGCUCCGAGGGCCUGAGCUCUGUCUUUUUCCAAAAGUGGAGGAGUUCAGAGGACAACUGAUCCUUUUCUACAAAUAUCAAAGCCAUGACUCAGGAGUCAGUGGUGUUCAGUGAUGUGUCCAUAGACUUCUCUCAGGAAGAGUGGGAAUGCCUGAAUGAUGAUCAGAGAGAUUUAUACAGAGAUGUGAUGUUGGAGAAUUACAACAACCUGAUUUCAGUGGCAGGACAUUCUAUUUCUAAACCAGAUGUGAUCUCCUUCUUGGAGCAGGGGAAGGAACCCUGGUUGGUUGACAGAGAAGUAACAGGAAGCCAAUAUCCAGUCCUGGGAUCAAGAUGUGAAACCAAGAAAUUAUUUCUGAAGAAGGAAAUUAAUGAAAUAGAGCCAGCCCAGCGGGAGAUAAUGGGAAGAUUUACAAGACGUGACCUUCAGUGCUCUAGUUUCAGAGAUAAUUGGGAAUGUAAUGACCAGUUUGGGAAACAACAUGGCUCUCAGGAGGGAAAUUUUAGUCAACCAAUAUAUACCCAUGAAAGCAUGCCCACUUUUAAUCAGCAUCCAUCCUUUAUAUUACAGCAAAUCAUUCAUAAUAAAGAGAGAUACUGUGCCACUAAAGAAUAUAGGAAAACCUUUAGACACGACUCACAGCUUGCUACACAUCAGGUUAUUCAUACCAUUGAGAAACCCUAUGAAUGUAAGGAAUGUGGAAAGGCCUUCAGACAUCCCUCAAGACUCCGCCAUCAUCAGAAAAUUUAUACUAGCAAGAAAUCCUUUGAAUGUCAAGAAUGUGGAAAAACCUUUAUUUAUGGCUCAGACCUUACUCGACAUCAAAGAAUUCACACUGGUGAGAAACCCUAUGCAUGUAAAGAAUGUGGGAAGGCCUUUAGUAGUGGCUCAAACUUCACCAGACAUCAGAGAAUUCACACUGGUGAAAAGCCCUAUGAAUGUAAAGAAUGUGGGAAGGCCUUUAGUAGUGGCUCAAACUUUACUCAACAUCAGAGAAUUCACACAGGGGAGAAGCCCUAUGAAUGUAAGGAAUGUGGCAAUGCCUUUAGUCAGAGUUCACAACUUAUUAAACAUCAGAGAAUCCAUACAGGUGAGAAACCCUAUGAAUGUAAGGAAUGUGAAAAGGCUUUUCGUUCUGGUUCAGACCUUACUCGACACCAGAGAAUUCAUACUGGUGAGAAACCCUAUGAAUGUAAGAUAUGUGGGAAAGCCUAUUCUCAGAGUUCACAACUUAUUAGUCAUCAGAGAAUUCAUACUGGUGAGAAACCCUAUGAAUAUAGGGAAUGUGGCAAGACCUUUAAUUAUGGCUCACAACUUACUCAAAAUCAAAAUUUGUACUGGUGAAAAACCACAGAAUAUAUGAAAUGUGUGAAAGCUUUUAAUUAUAGCUCAAAACUAUUCAACAUCAGAGAAUUAAUCUUGAUAAUAAUCUUUCUAAAUAGGGUAAUGUAUAAACGUUAUUUGUUGACUACAGCUUAUUUAUCCCAAGAAAAAUGUAAGAAAAACACCCGUAAGUAGAGUAUAUUUUGGAAGUUCUUUAAUAAAAUUUGUAUUUCUCUUGACAUCAGAUAACUCAACCUAGCA
This is a messenger RNA of Pipistrellus kuhlii (Kuhl's pipistrelle), 2446 nucleotides long. RefSeq names its product zinc finger protein 566 (gene ZNF566). Gene Ontology annotation, biological process: central nervous system development; regulation of transcription by RNA polymerase II. The record is from RefSeq and is a predicted model, not a curated record. Gene Ontology annotation, molecular function: RNA polymerase II cis-regulatory region sequence-specific DNA binding; DNA-binding transcription factor activity, RNA polymerase II-specific. The transcript is spliced from 5 exons. Lineage: Eukaryota; Metazoa; Chordata; Mammalia; Chiroptera; Vespertilionidae. Gene Ontology annotation, cellular component: nucleus. The coding region runs from base 947 to 2206 and encodes 419 amino acids.